Messenger RNA from Sclerotinia borealis F-4128, 3516 nucleotides. Lineage: Eukaryota; Fungi; Ascomycota; Leotiomycetes; Helotiales; Sclerotiniaceae. The record is from the annotation of a GenBank genome assembly.
AUGGCGGCAGCGGCAGCAGCAGCGGUGCUUAUGGAUGAGGACCCUCCGCACAGCUUGGCUACUUCCGAAGACGACGCCGAGUUCGAAGAGGAUAAUGAUAUGAUUCCCGACAUAGUUAAUGAGGACGCGAAUGCAUAUGCUGCCAAUAUUCAAUUACAAAAUGGGUUGAUGGGAGAUCACAGUGAUAUAGAGGAUGAUAGGGAGGGACCGGAAGACGAGGAAGAUAUGGCGACAGAUGAAGAUGCGGACGGAGAGGAGGAUGAUGAAAUGCUUGACGAACCAGAACAGAUGGAAGAAAAUGAGGUCGAUGAAAAUGUAGAGCCGAGUGGAGAAGGAGACGAGGAUGAUGAUGAUGCCGAGGGGGUCGGUGCUGUCAAAAUACAGCCUGGCUUAGAGGAUGAUGAUGAAGACGCAGAGAUUGGCUCUGACAGCGACAGCUCUGCAGAAAUUGAAGACGACGACGACGAAUCUAAGGGCUCUAGUGAUGUCGAGGAAGAAACACGAUGGCAAUCCAAUGGGGAAGAAGGAGAAGAGGAAGAGGAAGAACACAUAAAUCCGAAUCGCUGCAUUUUCUGCGAGCAAGAUGAAGAUAACGACCCGGGUGAAGAAUUCGAACUUUAUUUAGCAUGUGAGAUGUGUGGAGAUAAUGCGCAUCGGCAAUGCGCCCGGAAUUCGGAUGCACUCAAAUCUGACGAAGAGGCGGAGAAAUGGUAUUGUCCGGGAUGUCACGAAAAUCGUCUCGUGCCCGGAAGUCCAAGUGCAGACGUCGAUAUGGUUGAAGGCCCAGAAGGAGAGGACGAAGAGGAUGAUGGAGGAGGAGAAGUUGAUGAUGAAAAUGUACACGUUAAGGCGACCGAAAGGAGAAUUUCGAGGGACAGGGUUCCAGUAGAUUUGUUACCGCCAAGACGUGGUACGAUCAAAUCAGAUUCACAUUCGGUCUUCGAGCAACUAAUAACUCCAGAAGAUCCUAUGGAUGGCUCGCGUCUGUUGCGCAAAAGAAAAACUUCUUCGGUGGAGGCUGACGAGGGACUGGUUUUGAGAAAAAGGACCCGGGAUCGAGAUACCCUUUCCGAUAACUCCAAGCCAUCAUUUGACGAACCGCAUGAUGAAGCCGAAGUCGAUAAUGAUAGCAACUUGUCAUUGACGAACGGUAAAAGAAAUAAAAAAAGGGUGGAUGAUCCUACUAGUUCGCGUAUUUCAAGAUCACUACGUCCAAAAUCUUCUUCGUCUUCACAUCCGCCAGUCAAUAUCACCGAGAAAUCAGCUGGUACUUUGAAAGUUUGCCUUCGUAUUGAUCCUAUGGAGUUAAGACAUAUUCUCUCAUUACCUCCAAGACCAAAAAGGAAACGUGGAGGCCGCGGUGUCUCAAAGGUUCGGUCCGCAGCCACUUCUGCCGCUCUUAUCCCUUCGAGUUACUCACAACCCUUCUACCCUUCCAUCCACGACAAAGAGUUGGACGAGCUAAAAUCCAAACCUUACGGGGGCAUCCUUUCCGAAGCUGACGCUGACACAUCUUUGACAUUACCGAGAGCAGAACAUCGACGUCAAUUUGAAGAGGCUCGUCAAAGGGCAGAAGAGGAUUGGAAAGCCAGGGCAGCGGCUGCUGCUGAGGCUGCUGCCAAAGCAGGGUUGAGAAAAGCACGUAAAGUAUCUGGUCCAGCCAGCCAAAUUGAAUAUAUUGAUUUUGGGGCAUACCAGAUCGAUAUCUGGUAUGCUGCUCCAUAUCCGGAAGAAUACAGCCGGAAUAAGGCACUUUUCAUAUGUGAGUUUUGUUUGAAAUACAUGGAGUCCGAUAUUGUUGCUUGGAGACACAAAACGAAAUGUCCAUGGAAGCAUCCUCCUGGCGACGAAAUAUAUCGAGAUGGAAAGAUCAUGAUUUUUGAAGUGGAUGGACGCAAGAAUCCACUUUAUUGCCAAAAUCUCUGCCUUUUGGCAAAGCUCUUUCUUGGGUCGAAAACUCUGUACUACGAUGUCGAACCUUUCCUUUUCUAUGUCAUGACGGAAUAUGACGAACUGGGCUGCCAUUUUGUAGGUUACUUCUCGAAGGAGAAGCGACCUAGCAGUCUCAAUAAUGUCUCUUGUAUCCUCGUGCUGCCUAUUCAUCAAAGGAAAGGGUAUGGCCACCUGCUCAUCGACUUUUCGUAUCUUCUCACACGUGUCGAGAAAAAGACUGGUUCUCCUGAGAAGCCACUUUCGGACAUGGGCUUGGUUUCCUAUCGUAAUUACUGGCGACUCGUCCUAUGUUAUUAUUUACAAAGAUAUGAGCCUUCUGAACGCAUCCCAAGCGUCAAGGCCAUCUCCGACGAGAUGGGGUUGACGCCAGAUGAUGUCAUUUCAGGUCUUGACGCCAUGGGUACUCUCGUCCGCGAUCCCAUGACCGGUACUUAUGCUAUGAAAUUGAAGCCUGAGUACUACAAGGAGGUUAUUCGUCAGCACGAGGCGAAAGGAUAUGCCAAGCUUAAUCCUAAAGGGCUCGUCUGGACGCCGUUCGUCAUGGGUAGAGGUAAUGCUUCUACUUAUGAUCAUGCGCCGCCACUAAAUACCGUUGCACCACGCGAAGAAGAUGAAGAUGAAGUACCUAGCGUUGAAGGUAUAUCUAAUGCAAGCGUCCAAGGCGCUUCUUCGAACGGUCUUACGAGUGGUGAUACAGAAGAGGUGACAGCUUCACUAGGUAAGAUGACCACUGAGACUGGUGAAGUUGUUAAAGUUGCAAGUUCAGAAGGCAGUGUUGGAAAGUCAGCGAUGUCGCAAAAGCUCAAUGGCAUUAACCAAAAGUCAUACUACGACCUUGCCUCUUCGAUCCCUGCUGUACGAUUUGUUGUGUUUCCUGCCUUACCUGGUGCUAGAAGUCGAACCAUCUCACGCCCAGCUUUAGCGCGGCCCUCUCCGCGCGCAAGACCUUCGGCUUCCUCAUCUGCUCGACUCAAAUCUCGACGGGCGGUAGGAGUCCCCAUUCGUCGUGCGUCCACUACAUCUGCAUCUGCAUCUGCAUCAAAGACACGCACUGCAGCACGUAGGAAAAGCGGGGGUACAGGACGUGGACCUGGUAGAUGGCCGAAGGGAACCAAGAAGAGCGAUUUUGGGAACGCGGAAAGUGGCCCAGGCUUACCACCUAGACUGUUAAAACAGCGAAGCAAGUUAGGAAAUGAGGUACUGCUUGGGGACGAGGAGGAAGACAAUGAAGAAGCGAAAAGUGAUCAGGAAGAAUCGGCCAUUUACGAUACUCCUGCGCCGAGAUCGAGAAGAGAUCGAGAUUCGUCCCGCAAGGGUGUUGGGCUGGGGAAGCCUAUGCUCUUAGGCAAAGGCAAAGGCAAGGGAUCAGCCAUAGGAAAAGGCAAAGGUCCACUUAUUGAUGCGGAGGGCGAUCAGGAAAUGGCUGAUGCGCCAACUGACGGAGUAGAAGCUGUGGUGGAUGAUGGUAAUGCGGAUGUGAUUGCGGACGUAGACUCUGAAUUCGAAGCGAGUGCGGAUCAAGACGCUAAUGGAAAUGUGGACGCCGAGGGCGAAUAUGAGUAG